This is a messenger RNA of Uranotaenia lowii, 2105 nucleotides long. RefSeq names its product protein transport protein Sec61 subunit alpha. The transcript has 2 exons. Gene Ontology annotation, molecular function: signal sequence receptor activity; ribosome binding; transmembrane protein transporter activity. Lineage: Eukaryota; Metazoa; Arthropoda; Insecta; Diptera; Culicidae. Gene Ontology annotation, cellular component: membrane; Sec61 translocon complex. Gene Ontology annotation, biological process: post-translational protein targeting to membrane, translocation; SRP-dependent cotranslational protein targeting to membrane, translocation. The record is from RefSeq and is a predicted model, not a curated record. The coding region runs from base 251 to 1681 and encodes 476 amino acids.
GCCAGCCAGCCAGCUUGUUCCCUAUCCAAGUCUGUGGCCCCGUUGGAAGAGCGAGCUAGUCGAGUAGCAAAGUAUAGUGUCAGAAAUCAGCCAGCCAGCAGCCGUCAGUAGGUGAAGAAGACUAGUCCGGUCCGUGAGGUGCAGUGAAAUUGUCCUACAAUUGUUUGAAAACUUGCCUCGGGAAUACUCCAGGGGUGGGAAAAACCCCAACCGGAACCUUUAGAACCACACAACCAAACGAUUGUCCAAAAUGGGAAUUAAAUUUUUGGAAGUAAUCAAACCGUUUUGCAGUAUCCUGCCGGAAAUUGCGAAACCCGAACGUAAAAUCCAGUUCCGAGAGAAGGUACUAUGGACGGCAAUUACCUUGUUCAUCUUCCUGGUGUGCUGCCAGAUACCCCUGUUCGGUAUCAUGAGUUCCGACUCGGCCGAUCCCUUCUACUGGAUUCGUGUCAUCUUGGCCUCCAACCGUGGUACCCUCAUGGAGCUGGGUAUCUCCCCGAUCGUCACAUCCGGAUUGAUCAUGCAACUGCUGGCCGGUGCCAAAAUCAUCGAGGUCGGUGAUACUCCUAAGGACCGGGCUCUGUUCAACGGGGCGCAGAAAUUGUUCGGUAUGGUCAUUACCAUUGGCCAGGCCAUUGUCUACGUUAUGACUGGAAUGUACGGUGACCCUUCGGAAAUUGGAGCUGGUGUGUGUCUUCUUAUCAUCAUUCAGCUAUUUGUCGCUGGUUUAAUUGUCCUGCUACUGGAUGAACUGCUCCAAAAAGGUUACGGAUUGGGAUCCGGUAUUUCGCUCUUCAUUGCAACCAACAUCUGUGAAACUAUUGUAUGGAAAGCAUUCUCUCCGGCCACUGUCAAUACUGGACGAGGAACAGAAUUCGAAGGAGCUGUUAUUGCUCUGUUCCAUCUGUUGGCUACCCGUCAGGACAAAGUCAGGGGAUUGCGCGAAGCAUUCUAUCGCCAGAACCUGCCCAAUCUUAUGAAUCUGUUGGCAACGGUCCUCGUUUUUGCGGUGGUAAUAUACUUCCAAGGCUUCCGAGUUGAUCUACCAAUCAAAUCUGCUCGCUAUCGCGGUCAAUACAGCAGCUAUCCGAUCAAACUUUUCUACACAUCCAACAUCCCGAUCAUCCUGCAAUCGGCCCUAGUAUCCAAUCUGUACGUCAUCUCUCAAAUGUUGGCUGUCAAGUUCCACGGAAACUUCCUCAUCAACCUCCUCGGUGUUUGGGCCGAUGUUGGAGGCGGUGGCCCGGCUCGUUCUUACCCCAUCGGAGGUCUCUGCUACUACCUUUCUCCACCAGAAUCUCUUGGUCACAUCGUCGAGGAUCCCAUCCACGCUGUCCUUUAUAUCGUCUUCAUGCUGGGUUCGUGCGCCUUCUUUUCCAAGACCUGGAUCGAUGUGUCCGGAAGCUCGGCCAAGGACGUUGCCAAACAGCUGAAGGAACAGCAGAUGGUUAUGCGUGGCCAUCGGGAAAACUCGAUGAUUCACGAGCUUAACCGGUACAUCCCAACGGCAGCUGCCUUCGGUGGCCUCUGCAUCGGCGCUCUUUCCGUCUUGGCCGAUUUCAUGGGAGCCAUCGGAUCCGGCACCGGUAUUCUGCUGGCCGUCACCAUCAUCUACCAGUACUUCGAAAUCUUCGUUAAGGAGCAGAGCGAGAUGGGCGGCAUGGGCACCUUGCUGUUCUAAUUUAUUUCAUAUGUACGUUUUAUGCUUAAAUUAAGCGCAAUUUUCCACGAGAGACAGAGAGAGAGCGCAUGAGACACAGGACUACAAGGUUGGCAUCACUACGAUUUACGGGCUCCUGGAGGAACUACAUCGACGUAAAGUAAAUCGUAACAGAUUCCGAGAAAGGACAUCAUUCUGAGUAAAAAAAACCAUUAGAAAGGGAUUGAGCUAGGGCGCGUGAACGCAAAACUUGGUAUAUUAGUGAGUGUAAGAAGACUAGGAAAAAAAAACUGAAAUUAUCAUUUAAUUGUAAUUUUAUUUCAUUCCUUAUCGAAAAAUUGUAACGAUAUAUGAAGGAUCGAUUGAAAACAGCAAAGUAAGCUACAAAAAAUUGCGCUCCCCGAAGAGCACUAAACAAGGUCAAUAAAGAUGUGUAGAAUAAUAA